AUGAAUGUACAACAAAUAUCGUGCAUGGCAGGACGCCUGCCUUCCCUCGAAGUUCAGACCCCGUCCGAGGAUCCAUCGAAGGUCCGCGACGGCAGCCAGGAAUCAAAACCCAAAGUGACCAAAAGUGUUGCUCAAGCGGACGAGGAGCUUCGUGAACGCCUCGAACAGAUGUCUGGUGAGGGUGGGGCCUCUGGUAUCGAAUAUGAGGAUGGCAAACCAACCGCCAUGAAACGGAGUGUUCGCAAUAACAUGUUUCGCUACAUCUGA
Molecule: messenger RNA, 267 nt
Organism: Aspergillus fischeri NRRL 181
Lineage: Eukaryota; Fungi; Ascomycota; Eurotiomycetes; Eurotiales; Aspergillaceae
Exons: 2
Coding region: 1-267 (88 amino acids)
Source: RefSeq, a predicted model, not a curated record